AUGUCUGCGCCAGAUCCUGACGAAGCGAUGGAUGCCCAUGUAGAAGAACCUAUCGACGAUAACGAUUUUGAUCUAAAUAAUGCAAAUGAAGUUGAUGACGAAUUUGUUAGUCAGCCCAUAGUUUCACCUCUACUUCCCGGGGAAAAUGGUAGUGCCCUCCAGAAAAUGCCUUUUGUACCGACUGUUGUGCAGAACGUUGUUAAUUCCGUACCGUUCGAUCUGGAAGCAAUUCGAAACAAUUAUACAGGUUAUGGGUUGAUUAAUCGUUUGUUGUUCAUAGCCGAUAAUUGUCCUCCACUGCAAAAAGAUUCAUUGAUUAUGCUUAUCAAUUACAUUGUUGAGCAUACUUCAAAUGUGCAAGUGUAUCUAGCAGCUCAUCAUCGUUUAAAUGCGUUACGUUCGGCAUCCGUCGAAUCACACUCAGCUGGUGUUUCCGCAGAUAUGAAUAUUGUUGAUGAUUUACCUCGUGUGAAUUCACAGUGGAUGGAUGCAACUACAGCAAAAUCACAGGCUCGCUUGGAUAUUCUUGCAGCUGAAUUUAAAAGGCAGAAGGAGGAAGGUGUUAAAGAGUCUACGAGGCGUACUAUGCAUGAUCUUUUUGAGCAACAGAUUACCAUGGGGCAACUGCAAGAAGCUGCUAAGCUGUAUAGUCGUGGGAUACGAGAAUACUGCACUUCACCAAAACAUAUCAUCGAGAUGCUGAUGAGUUGGAUAGAAGUGACUAUAUAUCUUAAUCAGUGGCAUCGAGUGGAACCUCUCCUCACACAAGUUGAGAGAGCUUUGAUUGAAGCAAUGGAAGUGGAAAAUGUGGCGGCGACAUCAACAAGUCGGCCUGGUCGUCUGGCAGCAAAUUCGACUUAUGCAGCUACUAGGAACAUGAAAGAAAUAAUUGAUACUGCAAAAGCCAAAAUUGGGGCAGUUGCUGCCCUAAAUUAUCUUAACAUGAGAAAUUAUAGACUAGUGGCCGAGAAGUGUUUAAAGAUUGAAUUUGAUUAUUUUGAUUAUCCAGCUUUGUUGGCGAGUAAAGAUGUUGUCAUGUUCGGCACCAUUUGUGCAUUAGCAACUUUUAGUCGAUCAGAACUGAAAGAAAAAGUUCUUGGGAGCUUAAUAUUCUGGAAAUUCCUCGAAGCGGAGCCAAGACUUAUUGAAUUGUUACAAAAGUUUGUCAAAAGUCAAUUUGGAAUCUGCUUUGAUAUUUUGGAAGAAAUUCGUGAUCAACUUCUUUUAAAUAUGCAUCUUUGGUCACAUGUAAGGGAGCUGUAUUAUUUGAUUCGGCGACGAGCUAUUGUACAGUAUUUUACACCGUAUGCAGUUGCUGAUAUGGACAAAAUGGCUGUUACAUUUCGUGUUCAUGUUAACGAGCUGGAAAAUGAGCUUGUUAAAUUAAUUAUGAAAGAUGAAAUAUCUGCAAGGAUCGAUUCAUCUUGUAAAAAAUUGUAUGCAAAAAUCGAGAACCAAGUUACUACUACUUACAAUGAGCUUAUAGAAGUUAGUAACACGAUGCACCACAACAUUUUGGAUAUCUUACUGCGGGCUGCGCUUCAUCAGGCACAAAUAAUAGUUGGACAAACGGAACAUAGUGCACGUAAUAGACGUCGUCCUCUUCAGGGAUCUCCCGCAACCGAUGAAUUCUCGGAACGUAAAAUAUGUGCUGGUAGCGCAAGUGAUAGUGCAGCAAUCUGCUCAACAAGUCAGUUACCAGGACCUGCUAAAAGUUUGAUGUCACGUAUUUUUGGUUCUGCUCGAGUCACUUUCAGCCCAACCAAUUCAUCACAAGCUGCGGAAGCAGACAGUUCAGAUGAAGUACCAAAGGCUAGUCCACUGAGAAGGGAGAACAUGGAAAUUGCACCUGCUGUUGAAAAACCACUUUCUGAGACAUCAUCUUCAAUAAUUGUCGCUAAUGCGAAUUCUCAGGAAGUAAUCAUGCAGCGACAUUCAGGUGAUCAACCUCCUUCAUUUCUGAAAGAUGCUGUUUCUGAUGUUGAUGGUUGUGAUAGAGUCGAUGAAUAA
Molecule: messenger RNA, 2010 nt
Organism: Brugia malayi
Lineage: Eukaryota; Metazoa; Nematoda; Chromadorea; Rhabditida; Onchocercidae
Gene: Bma-csn-1
Product: G protein pathway suppressor 1, putative
Exons: 14
Coding region: 1-2010 (669 amino acids)
Cellular component (GO): COP9 signalosome
Source: RefSeq, a predicted model, not a curated record